AUGUCCUGGUUGUUUGGCGUGAAGCAAAACGCGCCGCCGCAGAUUCCGGACGAUUUUCACCCUCCCGCCGCCGGAGGACAACCUGGCGCCGGUCCUAAUCAACCUCCAGGUGCCUCAAAAUAGGAAAAAUUACCUAUUCUUCCGAAAUUUUGAGGCAAAAAUGAGCCAGCUGGCAGUAAAAUGGCCUAUUCCUUCGAUUCGACGGCUUUGGAACGGGCCGCCAAAGCGGCCAGGGAUUUGGAACGGUUCCCGAAUGCUAAGGAGGCCUUGGAACUAUCCAGAAUGCAGGAAGUUACACGGCAAAAAGGAAGUCGAGCAGCAGACGAAGGUUAGCGAUCGUUAUUUUUUUGAGAAAAAUAAUAAAAAAAUAUUUGAUCCUUUGUUUCGUUCAGAAUAGUUUUCCUGGUUUUUUUAAUGGUAAUAGUUCAAUAAUUAAGCUUUUUGAAUUAUGUUGCGUCUUACUGAAAUUGACAGAGUAUUUUUUUCCCCUUUAGGGGAGAACGUUUGCAGUUAACUCUGAAAAAAAAACAGUAUAAGGUAAUUUUUGAAAAUCGUGUUGAGUUUUAUCGAAAUUAGGAAUUUCAGUAUUUUUCUAAGCUUUUAAUCCGUCCUUAAGAGUCCUCGAACCUUUUUUUUUUAGGUCUUUAAAACUUUAUACCAAUUUAAUUGUUGAAAAGUUGAGAAAUAAUGAAGUGAUCGAUCCGAAAAAAUUUCGAUUUUCAUAUAUUUUUAAUUUUUCAUGACUUAUAUCAUUAAAAUAUGAAAGGUUGAUUUAUAUUCUUUACGAAGCCUUUUCCUUCUUGGCAAGGUAAGUUUUAAAACUUUUUUUAAACUGAAUUAAAGGAAAGGAGAAAAGUUCAGAUCUCAUGGUCAUAUGUCCGGAUUCCAUUUAAAAACUCACAAAAAUCCAUUUUUCAACCGUUGAAAAUUGCUGAAAAAGUUAUCUUUCAGCAAAUCGAAGCCCAACUAGCAUCGAUGAAAUCAGACCAUAUCCGGACCGCAGAAGAAGAGCGAAGGAAAACGCUGAACGAGGAGACGAAACACGCCAGAUCGGUUGGAUUUUCUAAUUGAAAUCGAAAAAAGACGAUUUUCAGAGAGCCGAUUAUCAAGACCAAUUGGCGAGGAAACGACAAGAAGAGGAGCUGGCGAUGAAGGCCAAAAUGCAGGAAGAGAGUUUGAGGAAACAGGAGGAGUCGGUUAAGAAGCAGGAGGCUUUAAGGAAAGGUAGUGUAGAAGGAAGGGAAGAAUUAAAAAAAUGCUUUAUAAUUUCAAGAUUUUUUUGACGCAAGUAUAAUCCAGGAAGGGGGAAAUUAUGUUUCUUAUUGUUCAAACUUAAAGCUUGACAAGGAUUUCAAAUUUAAGCUCUUUUAAAGCGUAUUUUUGAGCUAAAAUGUCUACAAAAAUCUUAUUUUUCAGCCACAAUUGAGCACGAACUUGCCCUAAAGCACAAAUAUGAGCUGGAGAAGAUCGACGCAGAGACCAGAGCUCGUGCCAAAGCUGCUCGCGAGAAUCGCGAUGUCAACUUGGAGCAGAUGAAACUUCACGAGGAGGAGAACCGCAAAACUGUCAUUGAAAAGAUUAAGUGAGGAGAUUAGGAUGGACACCGGAUUAAAUCGAAAUUCAGAACGAGCGGAGAACUUCUUGGAGCCGGUUUGAACGAGUUUCUGCAUGAUAAAGCGAAGAUGACUGCUGCGGUGAGCUUUGAGAAUUUUAAACUUUUGAAGAUUGAGUGAAAUGGAAAUUAAGAGUCAAGCUUAAAUUUUUCACAAUAGUUCUGUUUCUAAAGAAACGAGUUUAGCUUAUUGGAGACCUUUAAAAAUGAACUUCUCGAUUCUUCUGAAAAUGGCAGUCCCCUAAAAGCAAAAAUUUCAAACUUGGCAGCGCCUAAACUCUCUUCAAAUUUGGCAGCGCUUGAACUUUAUUUAAAUUUGGCAGCGCCUAAAGUUCCUUCAAAUUUGGCAGCGCCUAAAAUUUCUUCAAACUUGGCAGCGCCUAAACUCUCUUCAAAUUUGGCAGCGCCUAAACUUUCUUCAAAUUUGGCAGCGCCUAAACUUUCUUCAAAUUUUGGCAGCGCCUAAAAUUUCUUCAAAAUUGGCAGCGCCUAAACUUUCUUCAAAUUUGGCAGCGCCUAAACUUUCUUCAAAUUUUGGCAGCGCCUAAAAUUUCUUCAAAUUUGGCAGCGCCUAAAGUUCCUUCAAAUUUGGCAGCGCCUAAAAUUUCUUCAAACUUGGCAGCGCCUAAACUCUCUUCAAAUUUGGCAGCGCUUGAACUUUCUUCAAAUUUGGCAGCGCCUAAACUUUCUUCAAAUUUGGCAGCGCCUAAACUUUCUUCAAAUUUUGGCAGCGCCUAAAAUUUCUUCAAAAUUGGCAGCGCCUAAACUUUCUUCAAAUUUUGGCAGCGCCUAAAAUUUCUUCAAAAUUGGCAGCGCCUAAACUUUCUUCAAAUUUGGCAGCGCCUGAACUUUCUUCAAAAUUGGCAGCGCCUAAACUUUCUUCAAAUUUGGCAGCGCCUGAACUUUCUUCAAAAUUGGCAGCGCCUAAACUUUCUUUAAAUUUGGCAGCGCCUAAACUUUCUUCAAAUUUUGGCAGCGCCUAAAAUUUCUUUAAAAUUGGCAGCGCCUAAACUUUCUUCAAAUUUGGCAGCGCCUAAACUUUCUUCAAAUUUUGGCAGCGCCUAGACUUUCUUCAAAUUUGGCAGCGCCUAGACUUUCUUCAAAUUUUGCAGCGCCUAGACUUUCUUCAAAUUUGGCAGCGCCUAAACUUUCUUCAAAUUUGGCAGCGCCUAGUCUUCCUUCAAAAUUGGCAGCGCCUAAACUCUCUUCAAAUUUGGCAGCGCCUAAACUUUCUUCAAAUUUGGCAACGCUUAAAAUUUCUUUAAAAUUGGCAGCGCCUAAACUUUCUUCAAAUUUUGGCAGCGCCUAAAACUUUCUUUCAAAUUUUGGCAGCGCCUAGACUUUCUUCAAAUUUUGGCAGCGCCUAGACUUUCUUCAAAUUUUUGCAGCGCCUAGACUUUCUUCAAAAUUUGGCAGCGCCUAAACUUUCUUCAAAUUUGGCAGCGCCUAGACUUUCUUCAAAAUUUUGGCAGCGCCUAGACUUUCUUCAAAUUUGGCAGCGCCUAGACUUUCUUCAAAUUUUGCAGCGCCUAGACUUUCUUCAAAUUUGGCAGCGCCUAAACUUUCUUCAAAUUUGGCAGCGCCUAGUCUUCCUUCAAAAUUGGCAGCGCCUAAACUCUCUUCAAAUUUGGCAGCGCCUAAACUUUCUUCAAAUUUGGCAACGCUUAAAAGGAAGAUUCUAGAUUCUUCCAAAAAUAGCAGUCACAUAAGCAAAUCCCAACAGGAAUUCUAGGGAAACGCUUCGAAAAAUUUUUUCUGAUAAUUUGAUUUCUGAUUUGAUUAUAAAAAGAUCCUCAUAAAAAUUUUUAACUCCAUUUAAUUUUUUGAUUCGAAGUAAGGAAGAAAAUACCACUAUAAAAGUAUGAAUAAUAUAUUUUUUUGUAAUUGAAUUUUUUUCAUUUAUCAUUUUCUUUAGGUCGGCGGUCUCACUGCACUUGCCAUUGGAUGGUAUACGGCCAAGCGAGGAACUUGUGAGAAAUAGAUCUCGAAAAAUAUGAUAAUUAAAUGAUUCUAGCCGUUGUCGCUCGGUAUGCCGAGGCGCGCCUUGGAAAGCCGAGUUUGGUCCGGGAAACUUCGCGAGUGACGCCUUUGGAAACGCUGAAACAUCCGAUAAAGACGGCUUCGAUGUAUUUCCGCAAGCGACACGAUCCUCUUAAAGGCGUUGUCUUGGCGGUUAGUUUCUAGGGAGGACUGAUUGAAAUUGAAGGGAAAUACAAUAAAAAGAUGAUAAAGUCACACGAGAAGCUGAGAAAAUGUGAAAAAAAAACUUCGAAAAUUGAAAAAAAAAUAUUUUAAAGUUAAAGUUAUAAGUGCUCUAAACCGAACAAGAUUUUUUUGCAAAAAAAGUGUAUGAUUUAAAUAAAUUUAUUUUUUUCAUUCAUACGAAAUCCUAAAUGAUCUCAAACAUAGAGUUUUUGUCUAGUGAUAAAAAAAAUUACGAAUUUAUUCAGUGUUUCGUUUAAAAUCCACUUUUGAAGAAAUUUUUAACCGAAAAAUGAUAUUUUUGAAGAUAUACAGCUUGAAUAAAUCAGUCGACGUAUUUUUUUAACUUUAAUUUUUUUACGGGAUUUUUUCAAAAUUUUAAGGUUAAAAAAUUAUUUAAAUAAUAUAAGUCCGUAUUUUCAUUUCAAUAAGCGAAGUAACUGAUAUUUUUUUCCUUCAGCCCGAACUAGAAAGUCGCCUUCGUGACAUCGCCAUCACCACUUCAAACACACGAAGAAAUAAUGUAAAUUCAAUAAAAUAUCUAAAAUUGUCGUUAAUUACAUUUUUUUUUCUCAGGGAUUAUUCCGAAACGUGUUGUUCUACGGGCCGCCUGGAACGGGUAAAACGUUGUUUGCCAAAAGUUUGGCACAGCACAGCGGAUUGGACUACGCGAUUCUGACGGGUGGCGAUAUCGCGCCGAUGGGCCGCGAUGGCGUCUCUGCGAUUCAUAAAGUCUUCGAUUGGGCCAACAGCAGUCGGAAAGGGUGCGCUGUUGAGAAAAUGGGGUUGAAAGGAAGAAUUAUCUGGAAAAUGGGGGAAAUAUGAUUUUGAAACAAGUUUUUUAUACAGGUUUUCUGCUCAGUUUUCGAUUUGAUUGAAUUAUUUUGCUGAAAGGUAUUUAUGACUGUACUUAAAAAGAUAUUGAAAAAGUUAUUUUAUUUUACAAAUGAGUAAAUUUUCGAACUUUGCUAGAUGUAUCCUAUCUGUAGCUCCAGGUCGUGAAAAAAAAUAAAAAAAUAAUUUUUUUAAUAGAGAAAAGUUCUUAGAAAAUAUAGUCAAUGUUUCCCGACUUGAAAGGCGAGGGAGGCGGGGCAGCGGGCGGGACGCGUAGCGUGUGUGUUCGCGUUUCUUGGCACGUGUUCAAUUCAACCGCCAUUGACUCUUUGAAAAUCUCGUUUUUUGCUCUUUUCAUUCCUUUUUCUAUUAUUUAUUGAUUAUGUUCAUGUUUUCAUCAAAAAAUAUUAGAAAAAAUUGAAAAAGAGCGGUUGCCGAGCUUUUUAAAUAGUCGGCGCCAAUUGAAUUGAACUCGUGCCAAGAACCGCGAACGCACACGCUACGCGUCCCGCCCCUUGCCUCGCCUCCCUCGCCUUUCAAGUCGGGAAACAUUGACUAUAAUUGAACGUGUUUGGUUUCUACAGUGAAACUGCAGUAAGCUCAAGAGAAUAUUUAUGCCAAAAAUUGUUUUAUUGCGAAAUCUCUGUUGAUUCUGGUAGUUAGAGAUCUAGAGAUUAUCAAAUGGAAUGAAUUAAAUUUUUUUUGCGUUACCACAAUAAUAAACUGCUCACUGUGAAGUUAUUGAGGUUGAAUUCAGCUUGUUUGGGACUUUGAUCGGGUUUUUUUAAAAAGCCUUCUUUUUGCCUAGGAAUAUUGAAAAUGAAGAAAAAAACCAACUUUGUUAAGUUCAAAAAAAGCUUUGCAUACUGAUUCUAUCUUAUAUUUCUCAUUGCAAUUCGCGUCUUAAUUUUUUUAAGUCAAAAAAAGGAGUUCAUGAAUGACAAAUUCAGAUUUUUUUAAGAUUUUUCCACAAAAAAAUUGAAAUUCACUCCGAAAAUUCUGAAAAUAUCUUGCCAGAACUGGCGGAUUACCUAAUAUUCCAAGAAUAAGAACCUAAUUUCCAGUCUCGUGGUGUUCAUCGACGAAGCUGACGCAUUCCUGCAAAAAAGAUCCAAAGAAGCCAUGUCAGAAGACACCCGAGCCGCCCUGAACGCCUUCUUGUUCCGAACCGGAGAACAAUCGAGAAGAUUCAUGCUGGUCGUCGCCUCGAAUCAACCCGAACAGUUCGAUUGGGCUGUCAAUGAUCGGUUGGCUCAGAGCUUCCAGAAAGAGUCGUUGAAUCGGAUUGAUUCAGGUUGGAUCAACUGGUCGAAUUCGCCCUCCCUGGAAGGACUGAACGCGAAAGAAUCUUGUUGCAGUACUUUGAGGAGCACAUUGCAAAGCCGGCCACCAGUGGUCCGCAUUAUUUCUGUUUCAUUAGGAUUUUUGAAUUUUUUUUUUUUGGAAAUGUCGCUGAGGAUUUUCAAAGAUACGGAACAGUUAGAUUUUAACGGUGAAAAUAUGAAAAGUUCCAGAAUGUGACUAGAAAUGCAAUGAAGGAAGAAAAUUAUAAGUGAGAAUGAAAAAUCUGUGAAUAAAAUCACAAAAAUGAACCAUUUUUCAUUCUUUCUAGAAUUUUUUCUCGUGCUCGGCCAGAAGACCAAAAAGGUCUCAAAAAGAAGUUUGGAUAAACGACCUCAAAGGCGCCUUUUUAGGCCUUUUUUUUCUGAAACGAAGACCUUUUUAGGCUGUAAAAAAGAAGGAGGCGGAAAAAAGGAGGUUUCCAGAAACUGUUGACACCUUUUUAGGGGUUCAAAAACGAGCUUUUGGCUCUUUCUUUCAAAGUCUUUUAGAGGUCGUUUAGUCUUUGACUGUGAAUAGGAAAAGUUCAAACGAUGCACACCUUUGAAUCUACAGAUAUACGGCUAGAAAUGCGAUGAAUAAUAGAAAAUUUUCAAAUUUCAUGAGCAAAAUGAGCCGUUCCAACAAAAAAUCUUGAAAAAUGCACCCACUUUCCAUCAUUUAUAGGUUUUUUUUUCUCGUGUAGAGAAAUGCUGUUCAACCAUUUUACGGUAAGGAGAAGAUCUUUCAACGUUUAUUUUAAAUAAAAUCACAAAUAGAAUUUUUCUCAUAAUGUUAGCACCUUUUUUGUUUUCUGAGAUCGAGUUUUUCAGGAUCCCGCGGACAGCGGCUGAAGCUGGCCAAAUUCGACUGGAUCAAAAAGUGUGCGGAUGUUGCAGACGCGACGGAAGGCAUGAGCGGUCGUGAAUUGAGCAAACUGGUCAUCGGAUGGCAGGUAAAUCAAACAGGAAUAAAACAAGGAUUUUUUGACGAAAUCGAUUAUCAAAAAGGCUACCAAAUGCUAUGAAUCUCCGGUCAUAAAGCUCAAUUUUCAUGCAAAAAAUAUAAGAUUACGUGACUUUUCUACAUUCAAAAGUUGAAUGAACUUUUUAGGACCUGAUGAUAGGUUUUAAAACCUGAAAUUGAUCUUAUUUUAACUAAAGUUGUAAAAGUCAGUACCUUUUUCAAUUUCCAGGCCUCCGCCUACGCUUCUGAAGAUGGUCUGCUGACUGAGGCGAUGAUUGAGAAGAAUACGGUUGAUGCGAUGAAACAACAUCAGCACAAAAUGGAAUGGCUCGAGCGGGAGCAGCUGGCUGCCAGGGAUCAGAAGGUCCUGGUUGGAAAAAAAAAAGAUAGAGAUUGUAUCACAAAUUAGAAUCGUAGAAUCUUUGAAAGAGCUUUUUCCAGCUGAAAGGCAAGACUCGGGUAACAAAAAAGCGGCUAGUUAUGUAGGAAUGACAAAAAAACUUGACCUUGAUAGUUUCUUCUGACCUUAAAGCGGCUAUUUUUUUCAAUUUUGUAGAAUAUUCUAAGAUAAAAUCAUAAAAGUGACGAUAUCAUUGUUAUUUAGGAAUUUUUGUAGUCCUUGUAAAAUUCUAAGUUAAAAAAGGGAUUGGUAAUAAGUUUUUUUUUUAGUUGAAAAUACUUUUUUUGGACUCCUUUCUGCUCAUUUUUUCUUUUAUUUGACCUUUUUCAGUUUAAGUUGAUUUUAAGCUUCAGAACGAAUAUUGUUUUUUUUUGGGUGUCAAAAAAGACUAUAUAAGUACAAGUUUUAAUACUUAUUCAAAAUGAAAAUGAAAAAAAAAAUGCAAUUUGGCCCUAUUUCAGGUCAAAUUCGGUACGACCCUGAAACGAGAAACGGCCGUUUGA
Molecule: messenger RNA, 7837 nt
Organism: Caenorhabditis auriculariae
Lineage: Eukaryota; Metazoa; Nematoda; Chromadorea; Rhabditida; Rhabditidae
Source: the annotation of a GenBank genome assembly